AGAACAUCAUUCCGAGCAUCAGAGCGGAAUGCGCUCUCAUUUCAGUCUCAUUUCAGUCAUGUAGAGCCCUGACAACGAAGAAAUGUGCAGGAGCCCUUGCCACCCAUAUGCCCCAUUUGCAUUUUAGCUUGGCAUUAGAAACAAUCAUACCCGCCACUUCAAUUGCUUUGUAAGAGCAGGUGAAGGUGGCCAAACCAUCCACACACACACAUCUUUAUCCAGUAUCACUAGAAAACUAUGGUCAUGGCCGCCCAGGACCAAAAGCCGUCGCAGCAGCGGGCACCGGUUCGCGUGGGAUUUUAUGAUAUUGAGCGCACGCUGGGAAAAGGCAAUUUUGCAGUUGUGAAGCUGGCGAGACAUCGCAUCACAAAAUCUGAGGUGGCCAUUAAGAUCAUAGACAAGACCCAGCUAGAUGCGGUGAACCUAGAGAAGAUCUACAGGGAGGUGGAGAUCAUGAAGCUGCUGGACCAUCCUCACAUCAUCAAGCUUUACCAGGUCAUGGAGACCAAAAACAUGCUCUAUCUAGUCACAGAAUAUGCCAGAAAUGGAGAGAUAUUUGACUACCUGGCCAGCCGCGGGCGGCUCAGCGAGAUGGAUGCGAGGAGGAAGUUCUGGCAGAUCCUCUCAGCGGUGGAGUACUGCCACGAACGCAAUAUUGUUCACAGAGACCUGAAGGCUGAGAACUUGUUACUGGAUGCUCACAUGAAUAUGAAGAUAGCAGAUUUUGGCUUUGGAAACUUCUUCCGUCCCGGGGAACCCCUGACCACGUGGUGUGGAAGCCCACCAUAUGCAGCUCCAGAGGUGUUUGAAGGACAACAGUAUGAGGGUCCGCAACUGGACAUCUGGAGUAUGGGGGUGGUUUUGUACGUGUUGGUGUGUGGCGCUCUUCCAUUUGACGGCCCUAGCCUUCCUGUUCUCAGACAGAGGGUCCUGGAGGGUCGUUUCCGCAUCCCCUACUUCAUGAGUGAGGACUGUGAGCACCUGAUCAGGAAGAUGUUGGUUCUAGAUCCAGCCAGGCGUUUGUCCCUGAGUCAGAUCAAAGAACAUCGCUGGAUGGUGCAGGAGGUCCCGUCCCAGCGGCCUGUGCUCUACAGACAGGGUUUGCUCUGCGAGAGCAAAUCAGGCUUGGGUGAGCACAGUGAGCAGGUCCUGCGACUCAUGCACAGCCUUGGCAUCGACCAGCAGAAGACUAUUGAGUCUCUCCAGAACAAAAGCUAUAACCACUUUGCUGCUAUCUACUACCUGCUUGUGGAGCGGUUGAAAGCGCAUCGCAGCAGUUUCCCUGUGGAACAGCGUUUGCACGCCAGCCAGCGCCGCCCUAGCACCGUCGCUGAGCAGACUGUUGUCAAGACCAUGGCGGUUCCCUCCCAAGCGUGCGUCCCUCCUCAGGCAGCACGUCACCUGCGUUCACCUGUUCUGUUGCAGUCCACCACAGACACAUUUACCUUCCCACAAACCCCUGCUUCCACAGAUCAGACGCUCAUAGAGGAAGACGUGGCCACUCCCAAGGUGGAUGGCUGCUUACUGGACCCACUCCCUCCAGUCGUUGUCCGCAAAGUCAGCGGCUCGCUGCCUAGCAACGUCAUGGAGACGUCCAUUGAUGAGGGCAUUGAGGCAGAGGAGGAGCACACUGUGCCCCUUGCCGCCUUUCAUACAGCUCGCUUCAGUCAGCGCCGGCACACACUGUCUGAGGUCACCAACCAACCUGCUGUGCUGCCCAUCACAGGUCUGAAUCCGUCCCUCGGCAGCAUGGACUCAGAGUACAGCAUGGGUUCAACACAAAGUGACUUCAGCUUGCCUGAAGAGAAUCCAGCUCUAAGCACUACACCUGCCAGCUCCACAGCUCCAGUCUUCCUCAGCAUGAAGCCUCCUGAACCCCUGCAGCCGCUCAACACAGAGGGGCGGGACGCUCAUAAUCACUCACUAGUCAGUUUCAGAGAGGGCCGAAGGGCUUCAGACACCUCUCUCACUCAAGGUUUAGUGGCAUUCAGGCAGCACCUUCAGAACCUGGCCAGGACCAAGGGCUUCCUGGAGCUGAACAAAGCCCAGAUAGUGUUAGGAGAUGGUGGACUCCCCACCGUCAGUCCACAGGACUAUCCAUUCAGUCACCAGGGAGAAGGACGCCAAUGUCUAAGUGGAAAAGAUACGUUGACAUUCACGGGUAAAAUGCACCCUUAUUUGCUAUCCAGGAGACAGAGUUUGGAGACGCAGUACCUCGCUCAGCGACUACAGAGGGCCAGUCAGUUGGCAAGUGGUCUUGGAAGUGGGCAGAUGUUUUGUAAAGAGGCUUCACCACGCACUUUAGAGCAACAACUCCAAGAGCACAGACUGCAGCAGAAGAGGCUCUAUCUCCAGAAGCAGUCUCAGGUACAGGCCUACUUCCACCAGAUGCAGCUAGCAGAGGAUGGUUACCCCCCUCCCCAGGACUGCAGAGACCCCCAGAACAGUCCCCUGUCCAGCCCUCCCUUCACAUGGACCCAAACCCUAACCCCUUUUCUGGAGCCUGGAGCCUCGUCCCUGGGGUACGUCCCCAAGUCAGCCCGCUUUCCAGACUGGCCUCCGCCACCAGACAAUCAAACGAACUACAAUCCGUCCCUCCCAACAGAGCCCCUGUACGCAUGGAUUCCUGCCCAGCCGCCUCUCCCCACGGGCAAAGCAGAGAGCCCAUCGGCACAACACACACCUGGAGCUUCUUUCCUUGACUGCGAGAUGGUGGAGACCGUAGAGGCCCCACCACAAGGGUGUGUACUCGUAAACUAAAUGUGAAAUAAAGCACUCUGAGGCUGGCUCUCAGACACAAGUGUGGUGAAAAAAAGCUCCCUCAGGGACGAACAAAAUGCCAUGGUUUGGGUCACAUCUUACAGAUGCUACAGAUGUGCACUUGAUCCUUUGGCAGACCCUUACAGACCUUCAUUUUCAAAGAUGUUUGUGAGAUGCGCUAGUGUCCCGAUUUGGUUUUUUUUCCGGUAAGCACAUAUGAAAUGUAGUGCAGCUACCAUAGAGUUUAAAAAUCAGUAUUAAAGCAAUAUUCCUUUUCCUAUAUAAUAGAGUUCUAUGAGUUUCAGUGUUUUUAUAAGUAGUUUGUUUAAUACUUAAAUGAUUAGUAGCUACUCAAGUUUUCAUUAUUAGUAGUGUGUGAUUUUUAAAUAAUAGAUCAUUAACAAAGAAAUGUGUAAAUACAAGGACGAUAAAAAAAAAGAACCAUUAGAAAUAAAGUCAGCAUGAAGCAAUUCAGAGCAUUUUUUCCUU
This is a messenger RNA of Rhinichthys klamathensis goyatoka, 3249 nucleotides long. It is a transcript of the gene sik2a, whose product is annotated as salt-inducible kinase 2a. Gene Ontology annotation, cellular component: cytoplasm. The transcript has 15 exons. The record is from RefSeq and is a predicted model, not a curated record. Gene Ontology annotation, biological process: protein phosphorylation; intracellular signal transduction; microtubule cytoskeleton organization. Bases 238 to 2760 code for a protein of 840 amino acids. Gene Ontology annotation, molecular function: tau-protein kinase activity; protein serine/threonine kinase activity; ATP binding. Lineage: Eukaryota; Metazoa; Chordata; Actinopteri; Cypriniformes; Leuciscidae.